Messenger RNA from Penicillium verhagenii, 4194 nucleotides. Its product is annotated as chromatin-binding exonuclease XRN1. Gene Ontology annotation, biological process: nuclear-transcribed mRNA catabolic process; rRNA catabolic process. The record is from RefSeq and is a predicted model, not a curated record. Gene Ontology annotation, cellular component: nucleus. Lineage: Eukaryota; Fungi; Ascomycota; Eurotiomycetes; Eurotiales; Aspergillaceae. Gene Ontology annotation, molecular function: RNA binding; 5'-3' RNA exonuclease activity. Bases 1 to 4194 code for a protein of 1397 amino acids. The transcript has 2 exons.
AUGGGUGUUCCGAAAUUCUUCCGCUGGCUGAGCGAGCGGUAUCCCGCCAUCUCCAUGCUCAUCAAGGAGAGCCGUAUUCCCGAGUUCGACAGCUUGUAUCUGGAUAUGAACGGAAUUAUUCACAACUGCACACACAGCGACAGUGACUCUCCGACAUUCCGCAUGUCGGAGGAACAAAUGUUUAUUGCCAUCUUCAACUAUAUUGAGCACCUUUUCGGAAAGAUUAAACCCCAAAAGUUGUUUUUUAUGGCUGUCGAUGGUGUCGCCCCACGAGCGAAGAUGAACCAACAACGUGCGCGCCGCUUCCGAACCGCUCUGGACGCUGAAAAUGCGAAAGAGAAAGCAAUUGCACAGGGAAUGGAGAUGCCGAAAGAAGACCCAUUCGACAGCAAUUGUAUCACCCCUGGUACCGGUUUCAUGGCGAGACUCACACAACAAUUGAAAUACUUCAUCAACAAAAAGAUCUCCGAGGAUUCGGAUUGGCAGGGCGUAGAAAUCGUGCUUUCGGGACAUGAGGUGCCCGGAGAAGGAGAGCACAAGAUCAUGGAAUACAUUCGUCAAGCGAAAGCGCAGCCCGGUUACCAUCCGAACGUGCGGCAUUGUUUGUAUGGUUUAGAUGCGGAUCUGAUCAUGCUGGGUCUUCUCAGCCAUGACCCUCACUUCUGUCUUCUCCGAGAGGAGGUGACAUUUGGCCGUCAGACACAAAAGAAGCCCAAGGAACUGGAACAUCAAAACUUCUAUCUCUUGCAUCUGAGCAUGGUCCGGGAGUAUCUGGAAUUGGAAUUUCAAGAGCUAGAGCAAGAAGGAACUCUAAACUUCCCAUUUGAUAUGGAGCGUGUUAUUGAUGAUUUUAUUCUCAUGGCAUUUUUCGUUGGAAAUGAUUUCUUGCCCAAUUUGCCCAAUUUGCACAUCAAUGAGGGUGCAUUGGCGCUCAUGUUCAAGAUCUACAAAGAAGUUCUACCCAAGAUGGGUGGCUACAUUAACGAGGAAGGUACAAUCAACCUGGAGCGCCUAGGCAAACUCAUUGAUGCGAUGAGCGUUUUCGAGCAUCGUUUCUUUGAACUCGAAAACUCUGAUGCUCAAUGGGUCAAAUCGAAAAAGAAUGACGGCUCGCUCGAACUGGAGAACAGGCCGAAGGAGUUGACUAUCACGGCAUCUCAGAAGGAUAUUCUGAAGAAAGUAAAGCAGUACGUCUUGAAUCGGCCUGGUAAAGGUUCUGAAGCGAAACCUUUGGAUUUCCCAUCUACUUUACCGGCCCGCGACCGCAGCUUUGUGGAGAAACUUGCAGACCAACUUCGAGUACCAUGGUCCACCACAGAAAAUGAGGGUGGCGAUCGGUUCAUGAGACUCCAGCUACCUAAGCCCGAGCAUGAUGAUAGUGAGGAGGAAGACGAUGACGAGGAGGCAACCCUGGCCAUUCAGCGGGUUAUUCGAAAGUACGAGAAGGCCAAAGUACAGGAAAUGACCCCUGAAGAGGCACAAGAGGCCGCUGAAAAGAAAUAUGACGAGAAAUUCUAUGAGUGGAGAGAUACCUAUUAUCGCUCUAAGUUCGGAUGGGGACUUGACAACGAGGAUGAGAUGAAAAAGCUUGCAGAGAAUUAUGUGCAAGGUCUCCAGUGGGUCUUGUUCUAUUAUUAUCGGGGUAUCGCAUCGUGGUCCUGGUUCUUCCGCUAUCACUAUGCCCCCAUGAUCUCGGACGUAACGAAGGGGCUGGGUGUGGAUAUGAAUUUCCGACUCGGUCAGCCAUUCAGGCCUUUUGAGCAGCUGAUGGGUGUGUUGCCUGAUCGCAGUAAGAAGAUUGUGCCAACCGCCUACUGGGAGCUGAUGACUUCACCGGAAUCUCCCAUCAUCGAUUUUUACCCUCGUGAUUUCGACCUGGACAUGAACGGCAAAAAGAUGGAGUGGGAGGCCGUGGUCAAAAUUCCUUUCAUCGACGAAAAGCGCCUCCUGGAUGCUAUGAAAACACGAGAACAGCUCCUUAGCCCUGACGAGAAAUCUCGUAAUGGUUUUGGGGCUAGCCUGAAAUUCACACACUCACCUGAUGUGAACUUCAUUUAUCCUUCCUCCAUGCCUGGUGUAUUCCCUGACGUUCCCAACUGUCGCUGCAUUGAGAAUACUUUUGAACUCCCUACCAUGGAUGGAUUAGUCCCAUAUCAUGGUUUAAUGGACGGCGUGCAGCUUGGUGAUGCCGCUCUGGCCGGUUUCCCUAGUCUGAAGACCCUGCCACGUGUCGGUCAGCUGGGUUUCCAUGGAGUCUGUGUAUUCCAACAGGAAAGUCGGAAUGAAAGCCAGGUCAUCACCCUCCUGGACCCAUCCAGUCGAACCAGCGUCGAAUUGGCCAAGACAAAGCUUGGGAAGCGAGUUCAUGUUGGAUUCCCAUUCCUGCAAGAAGCACUAGUCGUUCGUGUUUCAGACGAACUUUUUGACUACAUUCUUCCACCGGGUGAGGAGCAUGCUGUCCAAAUCCCGCACACGCCUCAACAAAUCGAGCAGUGGAAGAAGAAGGCAGACAAGAUCGAGGGUAGCUACAGCAAGCGGCUGGGUAUCAUUAUCGGAGGUGUUGAGUCAGUCCUCCAUAUUCAACUGCUAAAGGGCAUGACCAAGACCGAAGAAGGUGCUACCAUCAAGGAAUUCGCGGAUAUACCUGGACAAGAAACCGACUAUGCUCUCCAGGUGGUGGUUGACGAUGUCGUCAACCCCGACCAGCGUUUCAUUGAGCGUGAGGCUCUGCCAAUUGAAGAAGAGUUCCCCGCAAACUCUCGUUGUUUCUUCUUGGGUGACUUCAACUACGGCAGACCCGUUCAUGUGACUGGUCACUCUGAUGGAAAGGUGAAUGGGUUAGUCGCAGCGGUGAAAGGCAAAGAGCCAGAAUUUGGAAGACGGCAUGUUGCAGAGGCUGAGCGAUCAUGCCCCUACAUGCCUUCGUAUGCUAUUGCACGGAGUCUGCGUCUCAAUCCUCUGGUGCUAGCGAGGAUCACGUCGUCCUUCACAGUUGACGUAGAGGGCCAACGUGUCAAUCUGGGCCUCAACCUCAAGUUCGAAGCUCGCAAGCAAAAGGUCCUUGGAUAUUCUCGCCGUGGUCAAUCUGGUUGGGAAUUCAGCCAGAAGGCAGUUAACCUGCUUCAGCAGUACAUGAUUACCUUCCCUGAAUUCAUUGCUGGUAUCCAGCGCAAUCCUCAGAGCGAUCGUUACUCUCCAACUGAUUUUUACCCGGAAGAUGUUGCUCUUGCAAAAAUAAAGGAGAUUCGUGAUUGGCUUAAGGCAGUGGAAGCUAAGGAUUUUGCAAGGGUUCCCCUUGAAGCCGAGCAACUGGAUUCCGAUAUUGUCCUUCUUAUCCAACAGGACGCCGAUGAAUUCACUAAGUCGCAGCCUGAGAUGCGGCCUCAGAAAGUUCGCGGCGUCCCCCGAGGUGCUUUGCUUCGGCCUGAGGAUGUGGAGCACCGCCUUGGAAGCCAAACAUUCAAGCUUGGUGAUCGCGUCGUGUAUGCCCAGAAUUCCGGCAAGGUUCCUAUUGCCACUCGGGGCACCGUGGUGGGUCUUACCAGAACCCCGCUCACAAUCUUGCUCGAUGUUGUCUUUGACGCUUCCUUCAUGAGUGGCACGGAUCUCGGCAAGCGCUGUGCGCCAUUCCGUGGCCAGACAGUUCCCGCGUCUUCGGUCCUAAACUUGUCCUACCGCCAAUUGGUCACUAGCUCUCGUGCUGCCACGGGCCAGCAAACCCAGCAGGAACCUACACCUCUGACCGUUCCUGGCUAUGGUGCACCUCUGGGCCCCAACGGACAGGGACAGCUCAAGAAUGCACCCGUUCCCCCACCUUUGAGGGGAUCGUUCCAGGGGGCUGUUUCUGGAAACAAUGCUACCCGUGGACGUGGUGGUCCCGGUAACAACCCGCCCACUACGCUGCCCUUCCGGCCCCACGUCAAUGGCGGCACUCCGCGCGGCCCUCGUAACCGGGGCGCCCCAACUAACGGCAAUCGCGGUGGCAGAGGCGGUAGAGGCGGAUAUGCAUCCGUUGAAAAUGGUGAUCCUAGCGAGGGGGUCAUUCAAAACAAUCCCAACUUCCGCCCGCAGAGCUACAAUCAGGUUCCUCCACCACCGGUAGUCGCUCAGCGACGCGGCCGCGGCCGUGGUCGUGGCAAUGGAUUCCAUGGCCGUGGUCGCGGAGGUGGCCCUGCUCCUGCGAGCGACCAGUGA